UUCUGGAAGCCAGCAAAAAUGGCGUGUCGCCAUUAAUGAAUGAGAGCAUCAGUUCCAUAGAUUCUGUUCACACUCUAAUGUCAGAGGCCAAGCAGGUACCUGCCCUUCGUCCACCGGCAACCACCCUUCCAGACGCCGCCCCUGAGGCUUUUCUUCCAUGAACACGUCUCCUCCCCAUGAAACCUCUGCCACAAUUCCGUCGAAUUUCAUCAACCAAACCUACCUAAUAGUUCACACCUUUCCUCCCCAUAAAAGCUUCUUCGUGUUCGAUCGCAUUCAUAACCACACACCAACCAAUACGUAGAAAGACAACUUUGUUGGCAUAAUUAGAACAAGCCAGACCCAUACAAAAGGAGGCAUCAAAGAGAAAUCCUAUCCUCUGCGACCUUUCUUCCCCCCUUCUUGCCAUCUGUAGAUCGUGCGUUAUUCGUACUUCCACUGUCAGAGAAAUCCCCAACGAUGGCAGAAGACAGCUCUCAAGCCCCCAGCUCCGUUUAUGAUUUCACAGUGAAGGAUAUUAAAGGAAAUGAUGUGAGCCUGGCCACUUACAGAGGAAAAGUUCUUCUGAUAGUCAAUGUUGCUUCUAUGUGUGGACUGACAAACUCAAACUACAAGGAACUCAAUGUUCUGUAUGAGAAGUAUAAAGGCCAAGGAUUUGAGAUCUUGGCAUUUCCCUGCAAUCAGUUUGCUGGUCAAGAACCAGGCAGCAAUGAAGAGAUCGUUGAAGUUGCUUGUACUAGGUUCAAGGCUGAAUUUCCCAUCUUUGACAAGGUGGAAGUGAACGGCAAGAAUGCAGCUCCAGUCUAUAAGUUCCUUAAAACACAGAAAGGUGGGAUAUUCGGUGAUGGCAUCAAGUGGAAUUUCACCAAGUUCUUGGUGAACAAAGAUGGAAAGGUUGUCGAGAGAUAUGCACCAACCACAUCUCCCAUGAAGAUCGAGAAGGACAUCCUGAAUCUGCUGGGAGCUUCGUAACUUUCUUGUGAUUGAUGAUAUCCUGAGUCUGACUACUUUCCACUCUGGAUAAAUCCUUUUCUUUUCUCUUUGUUCUCUUCAGAAAAUACUGUUGCCAGUCCUUGUAAUGAUGGGGCAUCUUAAAGUGUGGACUUAGUUAUUGCAUUUUGCCUUUUCUGGCAUAUGCCUAAAUACAUAAAGUUUGCAUAGACCA
Messenger RNA from Nymphaea colorata (pocket water lily), 1165 nucleotides. RefSeq names its product probable phospholipid hydroperoxide glutathione peroxidase. NCBI's taxonomy places the organism in Eukaryota, Viridiplantae, Streptophyta, Magnoliopsida, Nymphaeales, Nymphaeaceae. The transcript has 7 exons. The record is from RefSeq and is a predicted model, not a curated record. Gene Ontology annotation, cellular component: cytosol. Gene Ontology annotation, molecular function: glutathione peroxidase activity. The coding region runs from base 460 to 972 and encodes 170 amino acids. Gene Ontology annotation, biological process: response to oxidative stress.